AUGGAAAGCAUGAUAGUGCCAACCAUCCACUGCCCUAGCUGCGUCUAUGCUAUUCAGAGCGCACUCAAAAAUUCAGCAGCCAAAAACGUCUCAGUAAACCUUCUCAAUAAAUCUGUUUCUUUCGAAUGUGAUGAUAAAAAUGCUGCGAAGCGAGAAGUCGUUGGGGCUCUGCACGAAAUUGGUUAUUCGGUCGAUCAGGAGAAUUCAUUCUUGAGGUCAAAAGACAAAGGAAAAUCUCAUGAAACGCUCAAUACCCGCCACCUCGAAAGCUGCCAGGAGUGCAGAGAGAAGGGCGAAAACGCAACAAAGACUGGUAAAUUAUUCUACUUUACAAAGCUCUCAGUGGAGGGCAUGACUUGUGCUAGUUGCACACAAACACUCUCUUCAACCCUGCGAGGAAUGACUGGUGUUGAUCCAGACAGCGUUCGAGUUAGCUUGAUGUCUGCAGAAGCAGAAUUCAUCCACGAGCAACUCUCCCUGGAAUCCGUGCAGAAUGAGAUCGAUACAAUUGGCUACGAAAGCAAAAUUAUCGAAUCAUCACCUCUAAAGAAGGAAGAAGACCAAGACACUGUCAUAACAAAGUUUGAGUUUAAAGGUAUGACAUGCGCAAGCUGCUCGCAAACUAUCAGUUCCGCCUUAAAACUAGAAGAAGGUGUCCUCACCGUAGACGUAUCGCUUACUAGUGCUACUGCUAUCGUUGAACAUAACAAAGCCGUUGAUGUCGCCCACCUUGUCGAUACUAUUGAAGAUAUCGGUUAUGGUGCUACUGCUGUAUCAACUGUGAGCCGAAAUGAGGCUAGGAGCAACGAACGCAACGUGGAGUUUAAAGUAGAUGGAAUGUUUUGCGGUCAUUGUCCUUCACACCUGCUAGACACACUGAACUCCCUGCCUCUAAUUGCGCACACAAAUGACAUUACGCUCGAUCAUCCUUUCGUAACAGUCACGUACACUCCCAAUUCUCCUUUACUCACUGUGCGUAGUAUCAUUAGGGAUAUUCAUCACGCCCAUCCGAAAUUCACUAUAACAGCGGUAGAAAACAAUUCGGCGAAUUCUUCGCGUUCCACCGCAAUUCACUUAGCGGAAUCAAAGGCAUGGCUGGUCAGAGUGGCAGUAUCCGCUGUGUUCAGUUUCGCAGCGUUGGUAAUCAAUGUUAUUGGAAUGGAAUUACUCAACGAAGAUCACCCUGUCAGACGUGAGCUUGAAAGACCCAUCUGGGGACAGGCAACGGUUGGUAUUGUAGUGAUGUUUCUUCUUUCCUCUCCUGUUUACCUCAUCGUGGGUUGGAAUUUCCACAAAAAGUCGUAUCUUUCUCUCAAGGCUUCUUACAAAGCUGUCAGCAAGAGUGAUAGGUUUCCAUGGAUAGCGUUAGUCACGUGGGGUAGUAUGGAUUUGCUCGUCUCUCUCGGUACGACAGUAGCAUACUUUGCGAGUAUCGCGAUGCUUAUUAUCGAUAUCCACUUAAAGACACCCGACGAUAGAAUGAUGGGAUACUUUGAAAUGCCCAUCUUCUUGAUAUUUUUUAUCUCGAUCGGGAGGACUCUAGAGAGCUACAUGAAAGCGAAGACAGGUGAUGCUAUAAGUGCACUCGGCAAGCUGAAACCAAGCAAAGCGCUGCUUGUCGGGGACAACGACCUGUCCUUCUCUGAAGCAAAGACCAAAACAGACAGUGAUUAUGACCACGAGAAUAGCUCAAGCAGCGAAACAACGCGGUUACUUCCUAAUGGUAAUAAUGUUCCGGCACGCAGCAGCAGAGGUAGUAUAAAGGAGACUUCGCUCACACUUAUCGAGAUCGGCGAUACGCUGCUAGUGCAGGCGGGCGAAGUUGUGCCUAUCGACGGUCUUAUUAGCAGCCGGGGUAACUACCCGUUCGACAUGAGCAGCGUCACAGGCGAGAGUCUUCCGGUCACUCUCCACGAGGGUGAUGAGGUAAUGACUGGAACUACCUGCCUGAAGGCGGUGUUUAUGAAGGUGACGAGCACCUCGUCGGAGACGUUGAUUGACAGGAUCAUACGGGUAGUGAACGAUGCUCAAUCCAAAAAAGCUCCAAUAGAGAAGAUUGCAGAUGCAGUGACUGCGGUGUUUGUUCCUGUGAUAGUUUUACUCUCAAUUAUCACGCUCAUAGUGUGGCUCGUCGUUGCUGCAAAUGCAGCAGAGCUCGGCGGCAAGAUGGAUCAAGGUGGCAAGAUAUUUUUUGCGAUACAGUUCAGCGUUGCUACGUUAGUCGUCGCUUGUCCUUGCGGCAUUGGUCUAGCUACACCUACAGCCAUUGCAGUGGGAUCGGGUGUACUCGCCAAUCAUGGUGUUCUUGUUCAGUCUGGUAGCGAAUCUUUCGAGCUCGCCAACAAGGUCCAGAUCGUGGUGCUCGACAAGACCGGAACGCUCACAGAAGGCAAGAUCUCGAUUGUUUCGGAAGAACGUCUCUCUAAGAAGGAGGAUGGUUUGCUCGAUGAAGACGUACUUUGGGGUAUGGUUUCAUCUAUGGAAGAGCAGUCUUCGCAUCCCAUAGCCAAGGCAGUAAAGAGCCAUGCCUCCGCGAAAUCCCACUCACUGUUACCUGACUUAUCCUCGUAUGAAGAGGUUAGUGGUCGUGGAGUUAAGGGUGUGUUCAGUUGCGACGAUAAAAUGCUGGAGAUGCGCAUUGGGAGUGGCAAGUUUGUCGGUGCUGGCAGCCAACCUUCAUCGACAGUCGACCGUUGGAGAAAUAACGGUAAUAGUAUUGUGUUUGUGGCGCUAAAAGAGGCUGGUGCAGAUGAUGAAGCUUUGACGAUCACAUAUGCACUAGCUAUCGCUGACUCGCCUAGGGAAGAGUCGAGAGAGGUAGUACAGCAACUACACAAUGCAGGCAAGCAAAUUUUCAUGCUGACGGGUGAUGAGGAAUUAACGGCGAGGGCUAUAGCUAGGGAUGUCGGUAUCGCUGAGGAGAAUGUGAUGGCGGGUGCAAUGCCUGAUGAUAAAGUGAAGUAUAUCGAGAAAUUAAGGAAUGAAGCUAAUUGUAAGCCGCUUUCGCCUACAAUGCUCUCGCGCAUGAAGAGGUGGAUUGGAAAGCCAGACAAAAGGGAAGUAACCCCGCUUGUUAUGUUUGUCGGUGAUGGACUCAAUGAUAGUGGGGCAAUUAUAGCAGCUGAUGUGGGCACGUCGCAGGGUUCUGGUAGUCAGAUUACCAUAUCUUCUGCACACUUCAUUCUUCUCAACUCAUCACUACGCUCGCUCAUCAAAAUAUUCAAGCUAUCGAAGUUAGUCAAGACACGCAUCAUCAUCAAUUUCAUAUGGGCGAUUGUUUUCAACGUCACUCUUGUUCCUGUUGCUGCCGGUGUCUUUUACCCGCUGGGAGUGAAGCUGCCACCGGUAUAUUCCGCAUUAGCGAUGGCGCUUUCAAGCGUGAGUGUCGUAAUUUCCAGCCUUUUACUCCGUCUACAUCGGCCAUCAAAUUAG
Molecule: messenger RNA, 3432 nt
Organism: Wallemia ichthyophaga EXF-994
Lineage: Eukaryota; Fungi; Basidiomycota; Wallemiomycetes; Wallemiales; Wallemiaceae
Product: Putative copper-transporting ATPase HMA5
Exons: 3
Coding region: 1-3432 (1143 amino acids)
Biological process (GO): copper ion homeostasis; monoatomic cation transport
Cellular component (GO): membrane
Molecular function (GO): copper ion binding; ATP binding; ATP hydrolysis activity
Source: RefSeq, a predicted model, not a curated record